GGAAGAGCUAUUUUUCCUAUGUGGGUGGGAACAGUGUGAAGGGGAGAGGGGGUGGUCCACCUUCCUACCUGUAGGAAGGACUUCUGCACUGGUUACCCUAUUCAUAACCAACGAGCUUUCAGCUGUGUGGGUCCAGCAGAUGUAGAUGUCAGGUUAAUGCGAUUCUGUUGACAGUCUCCGCGCGUCGAUCCCCCGGACAUGAUGUCUCACCUGUACUUCUGGAAAGUUCUGUUUCAUCUCCUUCUGUGGAAACUGAUAACGGCAGAGCAGGACUGUAUUUGCCCUGGGACAUCUAAAUGCCACUGUGAAGGAAUAAAAGGGAGCAAGGGAGAGAAAGGAUUCCCUGGUCUGCCGGGUGACCAAGGAGUAAUGGGGCUACCGGGAUUCGAAGGUCCACCAGGGCUGCAAGGGCCUAAGGGCAGUCCCGGAUUUAUUGGACAUCCAGGACUCAAGGGGGCAAGGGGUUUACCAGGUCCAGCUGGUUUUCCAGGCUCUCCAGGUCUUCCAGGUAUUCCGGGAUUUGAAGGUCCACCAGGUCGGCCAGGUAUUCCAGGAUGUAAUGGCACCAAGGGUGAACCAGGAUUUCCAGGGAUUCCAGGCAUACCUGGCAGUGCAGGCUAUCCGGGUAUCACAGGUCAUAAAGGUGAAAAGGGCAACACUGCUGCAACAUCAUAUCAUCCUCCAAUUAAAGGUGACCCUGGACAGCCAGGAUCAAUGGGACUGCAGGGUGAUUUGGGUCCUCCUGGAAUACAAGGACCACCUGGACCUCCUGGACAACGAGGGUAUUGGGGUUUACCAGGACCGAUGGGCAUUCCAGGACCAAAGGGUAUAAUGGGUCGAUCAAAUGAGGGAGAAGAAGGAGUAAAGGGGGAAAAGGGGGAAAGGGGCCUUCCUGGUCCUGAAGGAGAUAUUCAGUUUGAAUUAAGAGCACCUCCUCCACACGGAGACAAAGGAGAACCUGGACCUAAGGGUCUUCCUGGCCACCCUGGCCCCAGAGGGCUCCCAGGACUUGACUUGCCAGGCCCUAAAGGAGAAAGAGGUGAAUCUGGUUCUCAGGGAAAGCCUGGAAAAGAAGGUAACCCAGGAGACCGAGGUUAUCCGGGACAACCAGGGGAUCCAGGUUUACCAGGACUACCAGGUUUUCCAGGUUUAAAGGGUGACAAAGGCUAUACGGGUCAACCAGGAAUGCCAGGCCCAGUAAAAUACGCCAUUGAUAUACCCUGUGAGAAGGGAGAUAAAGGUCAGCCAGGAUUAACAGGAUUAAAGGGGUCUAAGGGCCUUCAAGGUGAAAAAGGAUUUCCAGGCUGGCCAGGAAUAAAAGGGAAAUCACUACCGGGAAUUCCUGGACAACAAGGUGAUUACGGUGAAAUUGGUCUUAAAGGAGAACCUGGUCAGCCUGGCGAGAAUGUUGUGGGUGCGCCAGGGUUUCAUGGGCCCCCUGGACCCCCUGGCUUUCAAGGCGAUCCAGGUUUACCAGGCAUCCCAGGUGACAUAGAACCAGUAUUUGGACCAGCAGGGUUUCGUGGACUCAAAGGAAUAAUAGGACCUCAAGGAGAUCAAGGAAAUGAGGGUUACAAGGGUAAUAAAGGCACUGCAUGCCCACGUUGUGAAAGUGCUAACUUGCGUUGUGGCCCACCUGGAUGUCCUGGAAAACGUGGUCCCCCUGGUCCUCCUGGUGAUCCAGGGAAAUCAGGCGUAAAAGGUAAUGCUGGAUUUCCAGGAGCUGCUGGGAAUUACGGCCCUCGGGGUGUGUUAGGUAUUCCAGGUGACAAAGGUGAGAAAGGCCACAAAGGUUACUCAAUGAGCAUGAGAAUUAAAGGAGAAAAGGGGGACCAUGGCUUCAUGGGUUUCCCUGGUGAUAUUGGCUCCAAAGGUAGAGAUGGCACACCUGGAACUCCUGGUGCAAAAGGAAAAAAAGGAUUCAAAGGAGAUUCAGCAAAUUCAGGACCCAAAGGAGAUCAAGGUUCAACUGGAACUAAAGGAAUCGCUGGUCCUCCUGGACCAGUGGGUCUUCCAGGAUCACCAGGUCAUGGCCCAGAAGGUUUUCCUGGUCCCAAAGGAAAUAAAGGAGUGCAUGGAGUAAAUGGAAUAGCUGGAUCACCUGGGCCCAAAGGAGAUUCAUCUGUUAUAAAAGGUAUGCCAGGACCACCAGGUCCUCCAGGUGGAAGAGGGUUGCCAGGCUUUAAAGGACAAACAGGUGUGACUGGACCUGUAGGUUCUCCUGGAAUUCCAGGUUUUCCAGGAUCAAAAGGAGACCAAGGUAUGCAUGGAAAAGGACAUCCAGGACCCCCAGGUCCUAAAGGUAACAAAGGAUAUGAAGGUCCAAAAGGAAUGUUGGGACCUCCAGGUGUUCCUGGCAGACGAGGGCUAGAUGGAUUCCCAGGCCUCCCAGGAAAUAAGGGUGAUAAAGGAGUAGGUUUUCUUGGUAUUCCUGGUAUGCCUGGCCUUGCAGGUGAAGAUGGAGACUCAGGAGCUUUGGGGGAUUCCGGGGUGGAAGGAAGCUCUGGAUUUCCAGGAGAAACUGGACGUGACGGAAUGCGAGGAGUGAAAGGAGAAAAUGGUAUCCCUGGUCCUAAAGGGCAGCGAGGUUGUCCUGGAGUAUGUAAAGAAGGUCCACAAGGCUCUACUGGUGACCAAGGCCGAGACGGGCUUCCAGGCCCACAAGGAGGAAGAGGACAAGAUGGAUCUAAGGGUGAGCCAGGUGAUCCUGGUUUUAGCAAUCCUGGUCUACCGGGGAAGGCCGGUCUUCCUGGUCCCCUAGGGCGUACUGGAGAUCCAGGACUUUCAGGUUAUAAAGGGCACCCAGGCUCCCCAGGAAUUCCAGGUGUAGCAGGACCAAGGGGAGAUCCUGGAGUUAGCGGACGUUCAGGUGACCCAGGACUUACAGGUUCACCUGGAAAUCUAGGAUAUCCUGGAGCAAAAGGAAUACCAGGGCCUGAUGGAAAUAGAGGAGAAAAUGGCAACCCUGGACCAAGAGGUGAAAAUGGAGAGAGAGGCCCUGAAGGUCAUUUUAUGACUUUUGAGUUUCCGGGUGAAAAAGGAGAACAAGGAAAUCCAGGAGAACUAGGUGAUGUGGGUCCAAAAGGUGAUAGAGGAUUAACUGGUCUUCAAGGAGCAAGAGGUCUCCCUGGUAGGAAAGGUGAUUCUGGUCCACCAGGCCCUCAAGGAGAUAAAGGACUUAGUGGUAAUUCUGGAGUACCAGGAUUCCCUGGGAUGCCAGGAGAUGCAGGCGAAAUGGGACCAUCAGGUGCAAAAGGAAGUAAAGGCUCCCCUGGACUACCAGGAAUGGAUGGCUCCCCUGGUCCUUGUGGGGUACAUGGGCUCAAAGGUGAAAAAGGAAAUCCUAGUGUUUUACGAUUUGGUCCUCAAGGGGAUACUGGCCCAAAGGGUGACCAGGGGUGGCCUGGACCUGCUGGAAGAAAAGGAGAACGAGGACAGCUAGGACCUAGGGGACAACCAGGGUUACCUGGGAAAACUGGUGAAAGAGGAGACUCUGGAGGAAAAGGAAUGCCAGGAAUGCCAGGUUGUGCUGGGGACAAAGGUGAAAGUGGAAGAAGAGGUAUUCCAGGAUUUCCAGGACCAAAAGGAGUUUUUGGUCCCUCUGGAGUCUCUGGAGUUCCAGGCCCAAUGGGAAGUAAAGGAAACCCAGGUGAAGAUGGCAUCCCAGGACCACCGGGAAAUAGAGGAGACCCAGGCAUUUCAAAUCCAGCAUUUCCUGGUCAAAGAGGUGAACCUGGUCAGAAAGGCACCAAGGGGAGUAUUGGAACAGCAGGACCACCAGGUCCUCUUGGUGACCCUGGCUCUGCAGGAGACCCAGGUAUGCCUGGAAUUCAAGGAACUCAAGGACCUUCAGGUCUAAAAGGUGACAAAGGUAUAUGUUAUACUGGUCCAAAGGGAGAGAGAGGUCUGCCAGGACCACCAGGUCCCAGAGGUAUUCUUGGAAAUGUUGGACCACCUGGGCUGCCUGGUAAAGGAAUCAAGGGUGAUAAAGGUGACAGAGGUAGAAAUGGUACCCAGGGCCUACCAGGACCUUCUGGAGAACCUGGCUUACCAGGCCAGAUAGGUGAAGAAGGCAGGCCAGGUCCUCCUGGCAUUCAAGGUGACCCUGGUCUCCCAGGAUAUCCAGGAAAUCAAGGAUAUAAAGGCAACAGAGGAUGGCCAGGACCUGCAGGGAAUAAAGGGACACAAGGUCCACCAGGGCCUAUUGGUCCCAGAGGAAUUCCUGGAGAUGCAGAUGUCUCUUACAUUCCUGGAGAUAUGGGACGCAGGGGACAGCAAGGACCUCCUGGUCCAGUAGGAGACCGUGGACCACCAGGCCCAGAUGGAUUACCAGGACCAAAGGGUGCCAAAGGUAAUCCUGGCUGUUAUGGGGCUCCAGGUAAACCAGGACCAGCUGGGCCAAAAGGAGACAAGGGACAUCGAGGCCCUAAAGGAGCCAAAGGACAUGAAGGCGCACCUGGAAGAAAAGGUCCCAAAGGGAAAUCUAGUAUCCCUGUGUUUGAUCCUGGCAUGAGAGGUUUCAUUUUUACUCGUCACAGCCAAACAACACAAGUGCCAACAUGCCCUCACAAGACUUCACAGAUUUACAGUGGCUAUUCAUUGCUUCAUGUUCAAGGAAAUGCUAAAACAAAUGGGCAAGAUUUAGGGACUAUUGGCAGCUGUCUGCAGCGAUUCUCCACAACCCCAUUUGUGUACUGUACUAGCAGUGAUGAAUGUCAUUUUGCUUCCCACAAUGAUUAUUCCUUUUGGCUUUCCACUGCACAACCAUGGAGUAUGGGCAUGGAUCCCAUUUCUGGCAGAGAUAUACAACCAUAUAUUAGCAGAUGUACCGUGUGUGAAGCUCCUUCAAUGGUAAUAGCUGUCCAUAGCCAGACUGCUUCAAUUCCUGACUGCCCCCAACACUGGAUGCCACUCUGGAGAGGUUACUCUUUUGUAAUGCAUACCAGUGUAGGUUCUUUAGGCUCGGGGCAGUCAUUGGUAUCUCCUGGCUCCUGUCUACAAGAGUUUCGUGUCGUACCCUUUAUAGAAUGUCAUGCAAAUGGGACAUGCAGUUUCUUUGCAAAUUCGUACAGCUUCUGGUUGUCCAUAUUAGAGCCAUCACAAAUGUUUAGGAAACCUCAGCCCCAAGUUUUAAAAGAAGAUGAAUUCAAGGGCAUUAUCAGUCGCUGUCAGGUCUGCAUGAGAGUUUAGAAGGUCAUGGACGCGUAGACCAAACUGAAGCUAUGAAGAGAUGCAUACUAUGCAGCUGAAUUAUGUUGACAUUUCCAUGGAUUUUGGUAUACUGUAAAACAAUGACUGAUGGCCAUCACCCUGCAGCAUCAUGAAAGUCUGCAGUAUUUCUGUGGAGAUAAAAAUUGAUAGUAUAAAGCAUUGUUUACUGCACUGUUCUGCUUCCCUAAUGGAUGCCACUAUGAUUAAGUUUGACUAAAUAUCUGUAACUGCCCUUUAUUAUACUACAGCCUGUGAGGACUAGUUAAUUUAUUAAAAAUAUUCGACUCUUGUAUGGGGCCGCAGUGAGCAACAAGAGUUUUAUUUUUUUUUCAAAUGCAUUCUAUUCUACAGGUAAUACAAGUCACAGUUGCAUAUUACCCCUAAUUUCCCCACUAAGUACCAACAUUCUAAAGUGCUAAUACAUUAUUAGAGGCCACCAGAGUUCAGAAUGCUCUUAGCUAGAAAAGUAUUGGGACAUGAGCCAGUUUCAUUGUAGACCACCCUGUAAGUCUUCCGCACUUUCCCCAGGCAUAUAUUUAGGUAUGUCAGACAUUUGGUAAUCUUACAGAAUAUUUGUCCCUGUCUACUUUUGUCAGUCACGCUGUCACUUUAAGUAGGUCAAAAGAGUAAGCUGUGUUGGAACCAGGGCACAGGGAGAAUUUUAAAUGCACUAAAUAUUUAAUAUAAUGCUUCAAUGUGGUUAUUUGUCAUGUUCUUACAUAAAGAAACCUUAAAUUGGCUCAAAGAUAGUUCUUUACUACAUAGAGAAUACACAAGAAACCUAGGUACUAAAAUCAGUAUUUAGUAAGUCUGUAUCAUUUUCUCUCAACAAAGUGAUGAUACAAUUUUGUGUGUAUGACAGGUAGCAGGUGACCAGUGCUGCAAAUAGCAGAAUCUUCAUUACCUGCCUACCUGCUAGUGUUGUACCCUCAGUAACGAAAGCAUCCCUUAAAGGCAGAGUUAGUAAAUGGCAGGAUAGGAAUAUCUGACAUUCCAAGGUUAAGAGUGUUCAAAAAUCAAUACUGCCAUUACAGACACACACAAAAGAAUAAGGCUGCAAAGAAGACACCAGGUACUUAUUUAUGUUGUUUUGACUUCAUGUUGGGCUUUGAAGGUCAGCAGCCUGAACAUGAAAGUAGUUUUGCACCUAGUCAGUAAGUGCAUUGAUUUGCACAAUGCAGUGCUGGUCAUCAGUAUAGUGGCUAUAUUUUGCACUGAUUUUAAAAUGUGCAUUGUAGUGUUCACUGUUCAAUGCGACAUAUAAUAGUAGUGUGCACUACUCCGGCGUGAUCCUACCAAGUUAAAAAAAAAGAAAGAAGAUGGGAAAAAUUCUUCUAGCAACAUGUUUGAAUCCCUCAACUUAAGCAGUAAAAAUGAACUAUCAAAAACUAUAAAAAGAACAUUUCUGGCAGCUAUUUUAUUAUUUAAUCUAGAUCAUCAAUUGAUAUUUCACUCUGCACUCAUCGAGUGUGUACCAUUAGUACCCUAGUUUGCCUCCUAAAAUUUAUCAUUAGUAUGUCAGUGUUAUCCAAAGCCAGCCCUUACUGACUUAGGAAUUUCUGAUAGCCUCCUUUUAGCACACAGAAACUUUAGAAAUCAUGUAUGAGACCACAGUGGGAACAAUAUACUAUUAUCUGUGCAGUACACUAUGCAUUCUGAUGACCUUCACCUAUGACAACAUGUGAACUGUAAAUAUUUGCAUUUAACGAUUUGAGGAAUUCCACAACAGGGAGAGACAGUUGGAAAAUUCUGUUCUAAGCUACUUGCACUGCCAUUUAUCUCAAAUCAUUUUAGGACCCAAUGAUAUUAUCCAUACUGCUUUUUCUCUGGAUAUAAAUAAUAUUAUGGCGCAAAGGUAAAACUGGCAAGAAAAUGUCAAGGUGAAGUACUCUCUGAUAUGUUUCUUCCUAAGAAGGUAGAGAUAUCAGAUAAGCAACAUUACAACAGAAGAAAAGCUUUAUUGGCCAGCAAUAAUCAGCUAUUUCAAUAAUCUCUGUGUUUGUCAUGCCACUAUUGAAAUACAGCAUUGUUAUCUUAACACUUGCAUUCCAGUGUUUAUGUGACUGACAUGGUGCUACAUUGUUAAGUAAAAAAACACAAACCAGUGACCACCAAAAUAUUUUAUUGCUCCUGACGUCUCAGCUGUAUAGCCUUCAAGGAAUAUUUUACUUUAUUUGAUUUGUUUGUUAUUUUAUUGUGGUAUCGUGGAUGGUACUACAUUGUUGUCUGAUCACUUAUUUAACAUUCCAAUGUUUUAUGUCAUUGAAACAAUGACAUUGUUUCUUACCAAAUAUUUAACAUUCCAGUGUUUAUUAUGGUAUUGCAAAAUAUAUUACACCACUGAUGUAAUGUUACAUUGUUGUUUUACCACUUAUUUACCAUUUCAUUGUUUGUUCUACCACUGGAGCAAUGCAAUGCUACAUUGUUGUCCUGCCAUUUAUUCAACAUUAAAGUAAAAGUAAUGUAUUUCGGCUUUUCCCGGUUAUGGGUCGCCACAGUAGAACUCUGGUCCACUAAUGAUUGGCAGUUGAUUUUUAUGGUGCCGAGUUGCCAGCCCGAUGCCCAACUUUCAAAGAAGG
Protopterus annectens (West African lungfish) is the source of this 7790-nucleotide messenger RNA. RefSeq names its product collagen alpha-3(IV) chain-like. Lineage: Eukaryota; Metazoa; Chordata; Ceratodontiformes; Protopteridae. The record is from RefSeq and is a predicted model, not a curated record. Gene Ontology annotation, cellular component: basement membrane; collagen trimer. The transcript is spliced from 52 exons. Gene Ontology annotation, molecular function: extracellular matrix structural constituent. Bases 199 to 5190 code for a protein of 1663 amino acids.